AUGGACGAGAUUUUAGAACUUUAAAGAUUGUUGGCUGAGGUAUAGGAAUAAACCUGCACAAAUAAGUUUUCAGAUAGAGUCAUUGUAGAAUUAGUAAAUAAAAUUAUCAAUGAUUAUGGAUUACAUCUAAUUUACAGUCAAGAUGGUUAGGAAUAUAUGACUCCUGAACAUUUAGAUGAAUAGUUAGCAUAGUUAAUAAGUGAAAGAGGAAGAAUUCAAGUUUUAGAAAUUCCUCCUAUUUUAAAUGUUACUGAAGAUGUUGUUGAAAACAGAGUCCCCAAAAUAAUAAAGAAGAACAAAAAGGACUUUAUUAGAGUAGGCAAUGAAGUUAUAACAAGCAAUUAUUUAAAUCAAAUAUGUGAGGAAAUUAAUGAAGAUUUACAAUAAUAAUCUCAAAUAUUCCUUUUUGAAUUAACUAGCAAGUAUUCAUUGACAUUGUAAUUUUUGAAAGAGCAACUUUAAUACAGAAUUGACAAUAAUAUUAUUGAUGGAAACAUUAUAGGAGAUAAGCUCUGUACACUUACUUACUAAGAAUUAACUAAAUCUAAAUUCAGAGGUCUAUUUAGAGGUGCAACAAAGCCUAUUUUGUUGUCCAGCUUGGCAAAAGAUUAUUAAAUAGAAUAAAGAUAAUUGCAAGAAAUAAUAGAAGAUCUCAUUAGCAGUGAAGCCAUUGAAGGAAAAAUUAUUAGCGGCUAAUUUGUUCCUACAAGAUUCUAAAGGAAUUAAGAAAACACUAUUCGUGAUUUCUUGAAAUAAAAUAAAUACAUUGAAUACAGUAUGUUAUAAAAGCUAUUCAUCUAAAAGCCAGAAGAAACUCUGAAGCAGAUGUUCAGAGAUUAAAUCAUUCUUUUAGAUGACUGCGCUUUUUACAAAGACUCACUUGAAGAAUUAAAAGAACAAAUUGUCAACUUGCUCUUAGAAGAAGGUUACACAGACUUGUCGUUUAUGUUCCCUACUUGUUUAACUGAAGCAGAUAUUGAGACAAUUGUGAAUAAGCAUUUGAAGCUUACUGAAGUGGAAUUAGAUGAGACUAUGAUAUUUAGUCAUCAUUAUAUUGAGAAAUGCGUUACAGGCCUUAAAUAAAAUAUUAUCACUUAGCUAUAAGAAAAUCCAUAAAAGGCUAUCUAGAAAGAUAAGACUCUGGAUGAUAGUGAUGAUGACAGUGAGGAUGGAGGUAAGAAAAAGAAAGGAGGAAAAGGAAAGAAAUAACCUCCUGCUGCUAGUGCUAGCGUUUCAACUAGAGCUUUUGAAAACAAAAAAGAUAAGAAAGGAGGAGCAUAAAAACCAACUAAAAAGUAAACUGAAGAGUAAAGAGAUAAAGGAAAUAAUCUCUUCAAUCAAGACGAAUUCAUUUCCAUUCUCCUAGAAGCUAAAAUAAUAAAUUAAAAUGAUAAGGGUGAUGAUUUCGAAAAUAAAUUGUAUCGCAUAGCAUAGCCUAGCUUGUAGAAAUACAUUGAGUAGUUAAGAAAGGAAAUGAUGGACAAAAAGAAGUCAGGAUCUUAAGAAGUGAUUAUGCAACUUAACUAAUUAAUUGAAGAUGCUAUGCUUAUGAUCUAAAUUUCUUAAAAUUCUAUUACUUACAUUGAAAAUAACCACUCCGAUAUCAAUAUGACUCUCUUUUCAAAUAAUAUACACUACACUCUCCGUCUUGUUAUUGAAAACACUAUUGUCUUAAUAUGCAAAAAAUUAGCUAUUUCUUUACCACAGGGCUUGUUCAUAAAAAAAGAUGAAGAAGAUCCCUCCAAAAAUAUCUAAAUUGCUACUCUCGUUUUGAAAAAAGUCUUUAAAAGCAAGGAAAUGCUCUAGCAAGCCAUAAGCUUACUUCCUAAAGAAUAUAAUUUAUUCCUUAUUAAAGCUUUCGAGUUAUACUUAAAAAAGCAACCAAAACCCUUGAUUGAAUACUUGAUGAACAACACUCAAUUAAUGGGAGUUAGAGCUAUUUUGGAUAAGAAAAUUGAAAAAAAUCUCAUCUUAACUACUAAGUACUAUAUAAAAGACCUCAUCAAAAAAGAUAAAGCAGAUAAUAAGCUUAAUUUCUUAAGAACAGUCUAAUACAUAUUAUUAGAUAAAUUUGGUUAAUUCUAUAUAGGAAAUCUAGACAGCAAAUUUAUAUCAAGCAUUUUAAUUAUUCUUUCAGAUUUAUCAAAAGAGAUGGAAGACAUUAGCCCUCUUUACUCACAAACAUUAGCCCUUUAUAAAUAAAUAACUAAAGAAAAGAAAGAUGAAAUACCAGACAGUAAAAUCUCUGAUGAAUAGGCUUCCGUAUAAUUUGAGUCAUCUUUGCAUUCGCUCAUAAAAGCUACUAAAAUGUGA
Tetrahymena thermophila SB210 is the source of this 2313-nucleotide messenger RNA. RefSeq lists its product as hypothetical. Gene Ontology annotation, biological process: response to endoplasmic reticulum stress; protein K69-linked ufmylation; regulation of proteasomal ubiquitin-dependent protein catabolic process. NCBI's taxonomy places the organism in Eukaryota, Ciliophora, Oligohymenophorea, Hymenostomatida, Tetrahymenidae. The record is from RefSeq and is a predicted model, not a curated record. The transcript has 2 exons. Gene Ontology annotation, cellular component: endoplasmic reticulum membrane. Gene Ontology annotation, molecular function: UFM1 ligase activity.